Molecule: messenger RNA, 3303 nt
Organism: Pipistrellus nathusii (Nathusius's pipistrelle)
Lineage: Eukaryota; Metazoa; Chordata; Mammalia; Chiroptera; Vespertilionidae
Source: the annotation of a GenBank genome assembly
AUGGCCGCGGCGGCGGGCGGCGGCGGCGGGCCGGGGGCGGCGGCGGGCGGCGCGGGGGCGGGCGGCGCGGCGGUGGCGGCGGGCCUGGCGGCGUCCCGGCGGAAGGACGGGGGCCCGGCCGGCAAGUUCUGGGAGAGCCCGGAGACGGUGUCCCAGCUGGACUCGGUGCGCGUGUGGCUGGGCAAGCACUACAAGAAGUAUGUCCACGCGGAUGCGCCCACCAAUAAGACGCUGGCGGGGCUGGUGGUGCAGCUCCUGCAGUUCCAGGAAGACGCCUUCGGGAAGCACGUCGCCAACCCGGCCUUCACCAAGCUCCCGGCUAAAUGUUUCAUGGAUUUCAAAGCUGGAGGUGCCUUGUGUCACAUUCUUGGGGCUGCUUACAAGUAUAAGAAUGACCAGGGCUGGCGGAGGUUUGAUCUACAGAAUCCGUCCCGAAUGGAUCGUAAUGUUGAGAUGUUUAUGAAUAUUGAAAAAACAUUGGUGCAGAGCAAUUGUCUGACCAGACCCAACAUCUACCUCAUUCCAGACAUUGACCUGAAGUUGGCCAACAAAUUGAAAGAUAUUAUCAAACGACAUCAGGGCACAUUCACUGAUGAGAAGACGAAAGCUUCCCACCACGUUUACCCACAUCUUUCCUCACAAGAGGACGAGGAGUGGCUGCGCCCCGUGAUGCGGAAGGACAAGCAGGUGCUGGUGCACUGGGGGUCGUACCCGGACAGCUAUGAUACUUGGGUCCAUAGUAAUGAUGUUGAUGCGGAAAUUGAAGAUCCACCAAUUCCAGAAAAGCCGUGGAAGGUUCAUGCAAAAUGGAUUUUGGACACUGAUGUGUUCAACGAAUGGAUGAAUGAGGAAGACUAUGAGGUGGAUGAGAACAGGAAGCCCGUGAGUUUUCGACAGCGAAUUUCCACAAAGAAUGAAGAGCCAGUCCGAAGUCCCGAAAGGAGAGACAGGAAGGCAUCAGCUAGUACCCGGAAACGGAAGCACUCGCCUUCCCCGCCACCCCCCACGCCCACAGAGUCCCGGAAGAAGAGCGGGAAGAAAGGCCAAGCUGGUCUCUAUGGGAAGCGCAGGAGUCAGAAAGAGGAAGAGGAACAGGAAGACCUCACCAAGGACAUGGAGGACCCUACACCUGUGCCCAACGUCGAGGAAGUGGUGCUCCCCAAAAACGUAAAUCCAAAGAAAGAUAGCGAGAACACGCCUGUGAAAGGAGGAACUGUUGCCGACCUAGAUGAGCAGGAUGAAGAAGCAGUCACAACAGGACUGAAGGAAGAUGACGACCCCAGCAAAGGUGAUCCGAGUCGGUCGGUGGACCCUGGCGAAGAUAACGUGACGGAACAGACCAAUCACAUCAUCAUUCCUAGCUACGCAUCCUGGUUUGAUUACAACUGUAUUCACGUGAUCGAACGGCGUGCGCUUCCUGAGUUUUUCAAUGGAAAGAACAAGUCCAAGACUCCAGAGAUAUACUUGGCGUAUCGCAAUUUUAUGAUUGACACGUAUCGCCUGAACCCCCAAGAAUACCUGACCAGCACCGCUUGUCGGAGGAACUUGACUGGAGACGUGUGCGCUGUGAUGAGGGUGCACGCCUUCCUGGAGCAGUGGGGCCUUGUCAACUACCAGGUGGACCCGGAGAGCCGGCCCAUGGCGAUGGGCCCCCCCCCUACGCCUCACUUCAACGUGCUGGCGGACACCCCCUCUGGGCUCGUGCCUCUGCACCUGCGAUCGCCUCAGAUCCCUGCUGCGCAGCAGAUGUUAAAUUUCCCCGAGAAGAACAAGGAAAAGCCAAUUGAUUUGCAGAACUUUGGUCUCCGAACUGACAUUUACUCAAAAAAAACCUUGGCAAAGAGUAAAGGUGCCAGCGCCGGACGGGAGUGGACGGAGCAGGAGACCCUGCUGCUGCUGGAGGCCCUGGAGAUGUACAAGGACGAUUGGAACAAAGUGUCGGAGCACGUGGGCAGUCGGACUCAGGACGAGUGCAUCCUCCACUUCCUGCGGCUCCCCAUCGAGGACCCAUACCUGGAGAACUCGGACGCCUCCCUGGGGCCCCUGGCCUACCAGCCGGUCCCCUUCAGCCAGUCAGGAAACCCCGUCAUGAGCACAGUAGCCUUCCUGGCCUCCGUGGUGGACCCCCGAGUGGCCUCUGCUGCAGCCAAAGCAGCUUUGGAGGAGUUUUCUCGGGUCCGGGAGGAGGUGCCCCUGGAACUGGUGGAAGCUCAUGUCAAGAAAGUGCAAGAAGCAGCUCGAGCCUCUGGGAAAGUGGACCCCACCUUCGGCCUGGAGAGCAGCUGCAUCGCAGGCACGGGCCCCGAGGAGCCGGAGAAGCUGGAAGGAGCUGAAGAGGAGAAAAUGGAGACAGAUGCUGAUGGCCAGCAGCCUGAAAAGGCAGAAAACAAAGGGGAAAACGAGCCGGAUGAAGGUGACAAAGCCCAGGAUGGAGACAAUGAAAAAACGAGCGAGAAGGAACAGGACAGUGAAGUUAGUGAGGAUAUCAAGUCAGAGGAAAAGGAGUCUGAAGAGAACAAGGAGCUCACUGACACUUGUAAAGACAGAGAAGGCGAGCUUGGGAAGAAGAAAGUGGAACACGAGAUUUCCGAGGGAAACGUGGCCACGGCCGCUGCAGCUGCUCUCGCCUCCGCUGCAACCAAAGCCAAGCACCUGGCGGCCGUGGAGGAGAGGAAGAUCAAGUCCCUGGUGGCGCUCCUGGUGGAGACGCAGAUGAAGAAACUGGAGAUCAAGCUCCGGCACUUCGAGGAGCUGGAGACGAUCAUGGACCGAGAGAAGGAGGCGUUAGAACAGCAGAGGCAGCAGCUGCUCACUGAACGCCAGAACUUCCACAUGGAGCAGCUGAAAUACGCCGAGUUGCGAGCCCGCCAGCAAAUGGAGCAGCAGCACGGGCAGAACCCUGCCCAGGGCCACCAGCACCCGGGGGGGCCGGGCCUGGCUCCUCUGGGAGCACCUGGGCACCCCGGCAUGCUGCCUCAUCAGCAGCCCCCACCCUACCCUCUGAUGCAGCACCAGAUGCCGCCGCCCCACCCGCCCCAGCCAGGUCAGAUGCCAGGCCCGGGUCCCAUGAUGCCGGGGCAGCCCCUGCCAGGCCGCAUGAUGCCCACCGUCGCAGCCAGCAUCCACCCCCCCGGGAGCGGCCCCGCCCCUGCUGGGAUGCCGCCGAUGCCAGGGGGCAUCCUAGGACCCCGGGUCACCCUCACGGCCCCCAAUGGCAUGUAUCCCCCGCCGCCGCAGCCGCCUCCUGCAGAUGGAGUCCCUCCGCCUCCUGCUCCAGGCCCACCCGCCCCGGCCGCGCCCUAG